UGCGCAUGCCCAGUCGCUGGGACACGCUCGCACUCUUCAAACCGCGCACCGUUAUCCGGGCCGAGCUGUCAUCUACGGUCCAUCCUCCUCCUCCUCCUCUCCAACCGUGUUUUUUUCCCCCAAACCAUACACGGCGGGCCUCGGUGAUACUCUCAGCGGGCUAAACACACGAGAUACCCCGCUCUCUGUUUUUUUCUCGAGGCGGACACGCAGCUUUGGUCGACGGAUUGUCUCUGCAGUUACGAAGAAGGCGCAAGAUGAAGCUGGACAGGGGUUGGAUGUGGCGUCUGCUGCUCCUGUCCUCCCUGGCUGUGGCGGCUGUGGCGGCCCAGGACAAACAGUCGGAGGUGGAUGUUUCAGACAUGGAUGACGAUAUGGGCUUGGACGAGGAGGAACUAAAGGUUCUGAUGGCGGAAGACGAGGAGGAAGACGAGGAGGAAGAGAGGGAGGCGACGGUGAUGGAUGAAGACCAAUCCGAUGAUACAGACACAGAGAGCGGGAAGGCUGGCGAGGCUGUAACGGAUGCAAAUGUCUCCUUCCAGGUGACAUACAAGACUCCUGUUCCCACUGGAGAUGUCUACUUUGCAGAGACGUUUGAUGACGGAUCCCUGGACAGAUGGCAGCCGUCAAAGACGGUGAAGGGUGAUGCAGACGAUGACAUCGCCAAAUAUGACGGGAAGUGGGCUGUGGAGCAGCUGAAGGAGAACAAAGUACCAGGAGAUCAGGGUCUGGUGCUCAAGUCCCGGGCCAAACACCACGCAAUCUCUGCCAUACUGGACAAACCGUUUGUCUUCCAGGACGAGCCCCUGGUCAUACAGUAUGAGGUGAAUUUCCAGGAUGGCAUCGACUGUGGUGGAGCGUACAUCAAACUGCUGUCAGACACUGGUGAUCUCAAUCUGGAGCAGUUCCAUGACCGUACACCCUACACCAUCAUGUUUGGACCAGACAAGUGUGGCGAGGACUACAAGCUGCACUUCAUCUUCCGCCACCAGAAUCCUCUGAACAAAGACUUGGAGGAGAAGCACGCCAAGAGGGCCGACGUGGACCUCAAGAAGUUCUACACUGACAAGAAGACUCACCUCUACACUUUGGUGUUGAACCCAGACAACAGCUAUGAGAUGUUCAUCGACCAGUCCAGUGUGAGCCGCGGCAGCCUGCUGUACGACGUGGUGCCUCCAGUCAACCCGCCCAAAGAGAUAGAUGACCCAAAUGACUCCAAGCCGGAUGACUGGGACGAGAGAGCCAAGAUUCCUGACCCCGAGGCUGUCAAACCCGAUGACUGGGAUGAAGAUGCACCAGCAAAAAUCGAAGACCCUGACGCUUUGAAGCCCGAGGGCUGGCUGGACGAUGAACCAGAGUUCGUCUCUGACCCUAACGCUGAGAAGCCAGAAGACUGGGACGAGGAGAUGGAUGGAGAGUGGGAAGCCCCACAGAUUCCCAACCCAGCUUGCGAGACGGCACCUGGCUGUGGGCAGUGGAACCGCCCCAAGAUCAACAACCCUCUGUACAAGGGCAAGUGGAAAGCCCCACUGGUGGACAAUCCAAACUAUCAGGGAGUCUGGAAGCCACGUAAAAUCGAUAACCCGGACUAUUUUGAGGACCUGCAGCCGUUCAGGAUGGCACCUUUCAAGGCUCUUGGCUUGGAGUUGUGGUCCAUGACCUCGGAUAUCUACUUUGACAACUUCAUUAUCACCUCUCACAAGGAGGUGGCCGACCGCUGGGCCUCUGACAGCUGGGGGCUGAAGAAACUGGUGGCCAGCGCUAACGAGCCGGGGAUCUUCACUCAGCUCACGAUGGCAGCGGAGGAGCGGCCGUGGCUCUGGGUGAUCUACAUCCUGACAGUCGGCCUGCCUGUAGGACUUGCUGUGCUCUUCUGCUGGCCAAAGAAAUCAGAAGACGACUACGUGUACAAGAAGGUGGAUCUCCCCCAGGCGGACAUAGAGGAAGAGGAGGAUGAAGAAGAGGAGGAGGCGGCAGCAGCAGAUGAGCGGGACAAAGCAGCUGAGGCUACAGAGGGAGCUGCAGCUGCAGCAACAGAAGAAGCUGAAGAAGAGGAGGAGGAGGAGGAAGAGGAGGAUGGAGCCGAUGUGGGAGGUGACAAUCUAGAGGGCGAUGAGGAGGAGGAAGACGAGGAAGAAGAAGAGGAGGAGGAGGACGACGAGGAAGAGGAGGAGGAAGAGGAAAGCAAAGCUCCGGAGAGAACAGAUGAGCCCAAAGAGGGAGGAGACGUCACCGAGGAGAGCCACAAACAAGCUGUGAGAAAGAGGAGGGUACGGAAAGACUGAAGGAGGCGAACCCCACGCCUACUGUCUCCUUUCUCCCCCGAUGCGGAGGAGGUGGAAGGGCCGUCUCCACUGCUGCUCCCCACCCCACUCGCACCGUCUGGCCGAGCAGAGCAGCAUGUAUUUCCUCCAAACCACCUGGUAGCCUGCAGUCACCCCGGCUGCCCCAUCCACUGCCUCGGCUACACCCAUCCCAGGCCCGCAGUCUCCCAAACCACAUCCCGCCUCGCCUUGUCUUGUCUCUCCCUCCCGCCUGCUCGUUGACCUAUCAGAUGAAUCCCCCCACCUGGAGAUUUUGUGCAUUUAGCUGUUUUUCCCUCCUCCAUCCCGAGCUUCCACGCUUUCUUCAUCCUCCUUCUCUUUGCCAUCGCUGUCAAAAUGCCUGUCAGUCUAAGAAAAAAAGAAAAAAAAAGGCCGCCUCUCUCCACCUGUGUUCCUGUUCCCCCCGUCUCUGCUGUCAAGUUUUCUCUCUGAAUACAUCAGAGAACCACCAGUCUGUCUCCUCCCGAGAGCGAAGGCAGCAGAGAGAGCACGCGCGCACACACCGCCGCCGUCGACCCCAGAUCAUACCGUUUUACAGCAUAUCAUAGGGGCUACAUCUCAGAACUUAAGACUUUAUUCUCAUGUCCUUUGUUUUGAAGAACAUGUUCGAGGACACAGUUUGACAAAGUUCCUUCCUUGUCUGAAAUUGUUCGGGUUUCAUGGACAGGCCAACAGGAGAGGACGCCAGGCCGCUGGAGAUGUCCCUGCAGAGUCGGGAUAUGUCAGCUGAUAAGUCGCCUCAGCUUAGUUAAAGUUUACCUCUGAUAAAAAUGGAUGUUCUGUUUAGAGUUUAGGUAGUCUGUGAGGAGCAUCAGUUACUUUUCUGUGUGUUUUUUACUAAGUUAUAGCAGAUUUGAUUGAUUGAAUUAGCACUGAUAACACUAUUUAUCAUUUUGUUUUUUGUUUUACGCCAGUACGAAUAAAGAUUUAAUAACUCAGUGUUUUGAAUGACGUGAGGCAGUUUUCUUAAAUGUGUCACUAAAAAUGAUCACUGAGCCUAGGUCAACUUAAAUAUGAUCAAAGUUAAUGAUCAGAACACUGACUGUCAGCGCUUGCAGCAGAUGUAGGUCAUUUUGAACGCCCUGGUCGUCAGUUGUCGAUAAGACAAUAAAAACCUGUGAAAACGUACACGGCAACGCUUUGCUAGAAUAUCUAGACUAGCUGCAGUUCAGAGAUCAGAUCUAGAUUGUUGCUAAUUUAUUUGUUUUCUAUUAUUGUCUCAAGCUUUUGUAGUUCAUGUUCCUGCCAAACGCUGGCAGGUCUCCCUGUUUACAUUUGUUUGCAAAUUGUACAUUGCUCUUGAGAAUAAAAUUAUUUAAUACAAAAAAAAAAA
Larimichthys crocea (large yellow croaker) is the source of this 3657-nucleotide messenger RNA. RefSeq names its product calmegin (gene clgn). Gene Ontology annotation, cellular component: endoplasmic reticulum; endoplasmic reticulum membrane. Gene Ontology annotation, molecular function: calcium ion binding. Bases 258 to 2285 code for a protein of 675 amino acids. The record is from RefSeq and is a predicted model, not a curated record. NCBI's taxonomy places the organism in Eukaryota, Metazoa, Chordata, Actinopteri, Sciaenidae. The transcript has 15 exons. Gene Ontology annotation, biological process: ERAD pathway; protein folding.